UUCUUAUUCACAUCCAACAUAGAAACAAAACAACAAGGAGCCCUUCUGCUCCUUAAUUGCAAUGGAACACCCCUCGUCAUUUCAAUGCCUUCUGCUCAUCUCUUUCAUAUUUUCAUCCUAUUUGACUGCAACGCAAUCUUCAAUAACUCCAAGGUUGAGCCCUAUAGGGGAUAUAACUUUACACGACACUGCAGCCCUGACAGCAGAUGAUACAGAUACAGGGGACUUGAAAACUUUCUAUUACAAACAGACCCUGGAUCACUUCAACUACAGGCCAGAAAGCUACACAACAUUUCCGCAAAGAUAUCUGAUCAAUUUCAAGUACUGGGGUGGAGCCAAUUCCAGUGCUCCCAUAUUUGCUUACUUUGGCGCAGAAGAACCCAUAGAUGAUGACCUUAAGGUCAUUGGAUUUCUCAAUGAUAACGCCCCUUCCUUCAAGGCUCUCAUAGUUUAUAUAGAGCACCGGUACUAUGGCAAAUCAGUUCCGUUUGGAUCCAGGGAAGAAGCUUUGAAGAAUGCAAAAAAUAGAGGGUAUUUCAACUCUGCUCAAGCUAUUGCAGAUUAUGCAGCAGUCCUCUUACAUAUAAAGAAGAAACUGAAGGCACAGAAGUCCCCAGUGGUUGUUAUUGGAGGAUCAUAUGGUGGAAUGCUUGCUUCAUGGUUUAGACUCAAAUAUCCCCAUGUGGCUCUCGGUGCGCUUGCCUCAUCAGCUCCAAUUCUCUAUUUUGAUAACAUUACACCAUCAAAUGGUUACUAUUCUGUUGUCACGAGGGAUUUUCAAGAAGCAAGUGAGACUUGCUAUGAAAAUAUCCUCAAGUCCUGGUCUGAAAUUGACAGAGCAGCUUCUGAGCCAGAUGGCCUUUCCAUCCUUAGUGAGAGAUUCAACACUUGCAGUCCUCUGAACUCAUCUUCUGAGUUGAAAGACUACCUGGAGACGAUGUAUGCUUCUGCAGCUCAAUAUAAUCGACCACCAAGGUACCCAGUUACUGUGAUCUGUGGCGGCAUUGAUGGAGCCUCUUUUGGAAGUGAUAUUCUCAAUAAGAUAUAUGCAGGUGUAGUGGCGUACAAGGGUAACGGUACAUGUAAAGUCAAUGGCCCUAUCAACACAACUGAGACUGCUGUCGGUUGGAGAUGGCAGAGAUGUAGUGAGAUGGUAAUACCUAUAGGGCGUGGAAAUGAUACAAUGUUUCCACCAAGCCCUUUCAAUCUCAAAAGCUAUGUGAGGGAUUGCAAGAAGGCAUACGAUGUUGCACCUCGGCCUCAUUGGGUCACUACUUACUAUGGAGGCCACCAUAUCAAAUUGGUCCUUCAAAGGUUUGGGAGCAACAUCAUUUUCUCAAAUGGGCUCAGAGAUCCAUAUAGUAGCGGAGGGGUUCUGGACAACAUAUCGGACAGUAUCGUUGCCGUCCAUACAGUCAACGGUAUUCUCUUAAGAUCUCAUUGCUUGGAUAUUCUGCGCGCAAUGCCGAGCGAUCCAAAGUGGUUAGUCAACCAACGAGAGGAAGAAGUCCAGAUAAUUGAAGGAUGGAUCACACAGUACUAUGCAGAUCUUCGCGCGCUGAAGGUGUAUUAAAUUUGCCACAGAAAAUUAUUGGCGCGAAAAAUUAUGCGUUAAAAUUGCAUUAUAUUAAUGGAAAAAUGCUCGUUGUAGCCGUAAAAUCAACAAUAAUUGUCGAUGAUAUACGAUUUGAGGUACAUUGCUCCUUUGUUCUUA
This is a messenger RNA of Prosopis cineraria, 1714 nucleotides long. RefSeq lists its product as uncharacterized. Gene Ontology annotation, biological process: proteolysis. The coding region runs from base 62 to 1573 and encodes 503 amino acids. The transcript is spliced from 9 exons. The record is from RefSeq and is a predicted model, not a curated record. Gene Ontology annotation, molecular function: dipeptidyl-peptidase activity; serine-type exopeptidase activity. Lineage: Eukaryota; Viridiplantae; Streptophyta; Magnoliopsida; Fabales; Fabaceae.